GGACUGGACGGGCGCUGCAGCGCUGCAGCUCUGCCUCCAGCUCUCGCUUGGCUCGGCUCGGCUCGGCUCGGCUCGGCUCGACCAUGCAGGCCACGCUGCUCAGCGUCCUGGGGCUAGCCCUGCUCGGGGCACUGCAUGCCCAGGACAGCAUUCCCAUCCAAGCCGACUUCCAGCAGGACAAGCUCACAGGGAGAUGGUACAGCAUUGGCCUGGCCUCCAACUCUAACUGGUUCAAGGAGAAGAGGCACCUAAUGAAGAUGUGCACCACCAUCAUCUCCACCACUGCAGAUGGAAACCUGGAAGUCACCUCCACCUACCCCAAGGGUGACCAGUGCGUGACGAGGAACAGCCUUUACACCAAGAUGGAGCAGCCAGGGCGGUUCAGCUACACCAGCCCCCGCUGGGGCAGCAAGCAUGACAUCCGUGUGGUGGAGACCAACUAUGAGGAGUACGCCUUGGUGGCCACCCAGAUCUCCAAGAGCACAGGCCCCUCCACCAUGGUGCUGCUCUACAGUCGGACCAAGGAGCUGAGUCCUGAGCGCCUGGAGAGGUUCACCCAGUUCUCCAGGGAGCAGGGCCUGACAGACGAUGAGAUCCUCAUCCUGCCCCAGACAGACAAAUGCAUGGCAGAUGCUGCCUAGGUGAUCACCCCAGCUGCUGCCAGCCAGAGCCCUGACAGUGCCGUGAGCUGGUGACCACCCUGUCCCAUCCCAGCCCCAGUGCACUCCCCAGCACUGCAGCAGCCUUCGCUCCCUGGCUUCACACCCCACACCUGUACCCCUGUCCCGAUUAAAGCCCACAUAAACCCAA
Empidonax traillii (willow flycatcher) is the source of this 810-nucleotide messenger RNA. It is a transcript of the gene PTGDS, whose product is annotated as prostaglandin D2 synthase. The coding region runs from base 84 to 641 and encodes 185 amino acids. The transcript is spliced from 7 exons. The record is from RefSeq and is a predicted model, not a curated record. Gene Ontology annotation, molecular function: small molecule binding. Lineage: Eukaryota; Metazoa; Chordata; Aves; Passeriformes; Tyrannidae.